AUGGCUCAUGUUUAUGACAACUGGGAAAGGCUUGUCCGAGCCACGCUGCGGAUGGAGGAUCUCCGGAUCACCGGUGAAAUGACUCCCAGUGAGGUUUCCUCCAUAUCAUCAUCCCUCUCAUCACCUUCCUUCAAUUCUAGAACUGCGUCAUCUUCCUUCAAAUUUAGUAAUACUGCUGCUGCUUCACCUGUGCAAUUUUCAUCUUUAUACUUGUCCAGCUUUUUGCUGGCAGCGGCGGGACGGGCAUUUGAAUAUGCUGAAAUUCUUGAAGCUACAGAUCGCUUGAGUGAAUCGAAUCUCAUCAAGCGUGGACGCUCCGGGGAUCUGUUUCGUGGUAGGUUGAGAGAUAAAACUAAUGUUGUAGUCAAAAGAAUUGAUUUGUCUUCCUCUGUUGAGAAGCAAGAGAGAUUGGUAACAGAGUUGGGAGUUUUAGGGAAGGUUUCCCAUAAUAGACUGGUUCCUCUGCUGGGGUAUUGCUUGGAGAAUAAGAACAAUGAUGACAGGUUUCUGGUUUACAAGUAUAUGCCUUACAAGGAUUUGUCGAGUUUUCGUGGAUUGGAGAGUGAUGGUAAUGACAGUUCCCAAUCGCUGGAUUUUGUUAGGAGGAUGAAGAUUGCAAUUGGAGCUGCAGAGGGUCUGUGCUACCUACAUCACGAAUGCGUUCCACCUCUUGCUCACAGGGAUAUUCAAGCCAGCAGCAUACUCCUCGAUGAUAGAUUUGAAGUACGUUUAGGAAGCUUAAGUGAUGUCUGUGCUCAAAAGUGGGAGACUGAGAGUCAUAAACAUAUGGUUAGCAAGUUUUUGCGGUUGCCACUGAGAUCUGAUCAAGGUUCAUCUGGUAGCCCAGAGGCUGCAUGGGAGGAUGAUGUCUAUUGCUUUGGGAAGAUUCUGCUUGAGCUUGUUACAGGAAAGCUAGGUAUGAGUGCAUCAUCUAGUGAUGCUGCCAUGAAGGAGUGGUUGGAGCAGACACUACCCUUGAUUAGCAUUUAUGAAAAAGAACUUCUGCCAAUAAUUAUCGAUCCAUCUUUGAUCAUAGACGAAGAUCUAUUGGAGGAAGUAUGGGCUGUGGCUAUAGUUGCUAGGUCUUGCCUCAAUCCUCGACCUUCAAGGCGACCACUGAUGAGAUAUGUUCUUAAAGCUCUGGAAAACCCUCAUGAAGUAUUGAGGGAGCCCAUUGACUCCCUUCUCAUCAGGGUAGAAUGA
This is a messenger RNA of Coffea eugenioides, 1203 nucleotides long. RefSeq names its product probable LRR receptor-like serine/threonine-protein kinase At2g16250. NCBI's taxonomy places the organism in Eukaryota, Viridiplantae, Streptophyta, Magnoliopsida, Gentianales, Rubiaceae. The coding region runs from base 1 to 1203 and encodes 400 amino acids. The transcript has 4 exons. Gene Ontology annotation, biological process: protein phosphorylation. Gene Ontology annotation, molecular function: ATP binding; protein kinase activity. The record is from RefSeq and is a predicted model, not a curated record.